AUGCUUUCACUCGGCCAGUUGGUCGUGUGCGCCGUUGCGGCGCGUCUGGCCGACGCAUCAAUCUCAUCCUCGAACCCGGGCUUGAACGCGCAAGCUGUCAAUCUCUGGAAGCUCGGAAAGUUCGGCCGCGAUGACUCCUCAACGGCCUCAACACCAAGACUGGUGGUGCAGGAUUCGUCAGCGCCGUUUCCGUCAGCUGUCAAGCAUGCUGAAUUCCCUGCCUACACGUUCGAGCAGCCGCUCGACCACUUCUAUAACACCACGGACGAGACGUUCGGACAGCGUUACUGGGUUAGCACGCGUCACUACAAGGCGGGAACUGGCGCACCUGUCAUUGUCAUUGAUGGCGGUGAGACGAGCGGAGAGGACCGCAUCCCUUUCCUCGACACCGGCAUCGCGGAUAUCCUAGCCAAGGCGACAGGCGGCGUGGGUGUGGUUCUGGAGCACAGAUACUACGGCGAGUCCAUCAGUGUCAAAAACCUAACCACUGAUUCGCUACGGUGGUUGAACAACGAGCAAGCGCUGGAAGACUCGGCCAACUUCAUGCGCAAUGUGAAGUUUGAGGGCGUUGACGAGGAUCUUACGGCUCCAAAUACACCUUGGAUAUACUACGGAGGUUCGUACGCGGGCGCGCGUGCGGCACACAUGAAGGUGGUUUACCCUGACAUUACAUGGGGUGCAAUCGCCGCGAGCGCUGUGACACACGCUGCUCUCACCAACUGGGAGUACAUGGACACCAUUCGUGUUGCGGCGGACCCCAUCUGUAGCUCGAACUUGGUACAUUCUGUAGCGACAAUUGAUGCGCUCUUGAACAUACCAGUCGUCAAGACCCACCUGAAGGGACUGUUCAAUCUCUCGGAUCUGGCUAGCGAUCAGGAUUUCGUAUCCUUGCUCACCUCGCCGCUUGGUGCUUGGCAAGGUAAGAACUGGGACCCUGCCGUUGGAUCGACAGCUUUUGACGACUUCUGUGCGGCACUGAGCGGCGGGGGAUCCUCGCUCGCAGAGACCUUACGCGAGGUGGCCAUUCCUGGUCUCGAACAUAUGGACCAUAAAGUCAACAUCGCCGUGCUGAACUAUGCCAAGUAUAUCCGCGAAAAUGUCGUUGCGACAUGUCCCGAACCCUUGACGCAUGAACAAUGCUUUGGCACCAGCGAUGACUCCCUCUACCAGGAGACUAGCUUGGAUCAGACAUGGCGCCUUUGGACCUACCAAUACUGCACGGAGUGGGGCUAUAUCACGACUGCCCCACCGGACCCUCACAAAUACCCACCGAUCAUCUCACGCUUACUCGACUUCGAGUAUCAGCACAAGAUCUGCAGGCAGGCGUUCCCACCGGGUGAGCAUGCCAUCGUGCCUGCGCUCCCGGAUAUCGAGGUCGUCAACGUUCUCGGCGACUUCGACCUCGCUGCUGACCGCCUUGCAUUCAUUGACGGUUCCGUCGACCCGUGGCGCCCAGAUACGCCGCACAGCACGUACUACGCGAAGGACCGCGCAGACACGCUUCUACGCCCGUUCAAGUUGAUCCCUGGCGGAGUGCAUCACUGGGACGAGAAUGGUCUUGCAGACCCAUCACAGGAGCCCUCGGAGAUCCAGAGGAUUCAUGCGGAGGAGGUCGCUUUCGUCAAGUCUUGGCUCGAGGACUUCGGCUCUCUACGCUUGGCUUGA
Messenger RNA from Peniophora sp. CBMAI 1063, 1665 nucleotides. The record is from the annotation of a GenBank genome assembly. NCBI's taxonomy places the organism in Eukaryota, Fungi, Basidiomycota, Agaricomycetes, Russulales, Peniophoraceae.